This is a messenger RNA of Panicum virgatum (switchgrass), 1662 nucleotides long. Its product is annotated as pentatricopeptide repeat-containing protein At2g01390-like. Lineage: Eukaryota; Viridiplantae; Streptophyta; Magnoliopsida; Poales; Poaceae. Bases 1 to 1614 code for a protein of 537 amino acids. The record is from RefSeq and is a predicted model, not a curated record. Gene Ontology annotation, molecular function: protein binding. The transcript is spliced from 3 exons.
AUGGCCGAAAGGGCCUUCCGGUUCCUUGGCUCCUCCGAGGAGGAAAGCAAGGAAAAUAGUGAUGGCGGCGGCAGCGGCUGGAGCGGUGACGACGAAGCCAGGAACGGCAGCAGCGACAGCGACGACGACGGCGACGACAGCAGCAGCGAAGACGUGCCGGCGCGAAGCCCCAAGCGCCACGGCGUGCGCACUGUAGAGCUACGCCGCGGAGAAACCUUCUCCAGUUCUCCCCUCGUCACCGCCUCCCCAACCGCGUCGCCCACCUUCCGCCACGACCGCUUCACCUACACCUCCAUGAUCCACCUCCUCGGCGAGGCUGGCCGCGUUCAGGCCAUGCUCCACCUCCUCGCCGAGAUGCUCCGAGCUGGGGUGGCGCCCGAUGCCGCCACCUUCACCACCAUCAUGCACUGGCUCGUGCGGGCCGGGGACGUGAAUGGCGCCAUACGGGUGUGGGCGGAGAUGAAGGAGAGGAGCAGGCCCACCAUCGUCAGCUACACGACGUGCGUCACGAUCCUGUUCGAUGCCGGGAUGGCGGAGGAGGCGCGGAGGGUGUUUGGGGAGAUGGUGGCUGAGGGGCUGCGCCCGACUUGCAAGACAUACACCGUGCUCAUCGAGCAUCUUGCCAACGCAGGAAAAUUUGAAGCUACUCUUGAGAUUAUGGACAAGAUGAAAGAAGCAUGCAUAGAACCAGACAAAGCACUUUGCAAUAUUCUGGUCCAGAAAUGCUCCAGGGCUGGUGAGACAUCAGUUAUGACUCGCAUUCUUCAGUACAUGAAGGAACGUUUCAUUGUUCUUCGCCGGCCUAUUUUUUUGGAAGCACUAGAAGCUUUAAAAGCUAGUGGUGAUAGUGAUGAACUUCUUCGGGAAGUAAACCCCCAUCUUUCGUAUGAAGGCAUUGAAUCUGACCCAAUAUUGUCUGACCAAGGCUACAUUACUGAUAGAAGUACUAUUAUCUACCUUUUAUCUGCAAAAAACUGGUAUGCUAUAGAAGAAAUGAUUAACAAAAUGGCCUCAAAGAAUGUGAAAAUGGAAAACCAUAUCCUAUCUGAUGUUAUGGAGGCAAGUUGUGCAAACUAUAGACUGUCUUGUGGGCUUACAGUUAUGCGUUAUAGUUUAAGAGUAGGCUGUGAACUUUGUAGGUCUGCAUAUUGUUCUCUUCUUGGUCAGUACAUCAGAAACAGUUCAUUUGAUUUAGUUGUAGAGAUUGUUGAAGGAUUAAUUAAAUCUGGUUGCAAUCUGGGGACAUAUCUAUCAUCUAUUUUAAUACUCAGACUGGGUUAUGCUGGGCAGUCUGCAUACGCAGCUCAGAUUUUUAGAUUGUUGACUGCAGACAAGAAUGUAGUUUCCUACACAGCCUUUAUCAAUGCCUAUUUUCAAGCUGGCAAAGUUGACCGUGCUCUUGAUCUAUUCACACAAAUGAAAACUGUGGGAAUACCUGCAUGCUCGGGAACAUAUGAAGUCCUGAUACAUGGCUUACAAAAGGCUAGGCGGAGGGAGGAAUCAGAACACUACAGAAGAGAAAGAAUGAAUAUGCAAUGGCAUCUUCAGUAUCGUGAUCAGUGCUCACCUGAAGAUAGUUUAUGUAACUACCUGUUUUGUGGCCUACAUGGAUGAUUUUUAAAGAUGAUUUCAUAUACAGUGUUCUAAUCAUUUCAGCUCCAU